Molecule: messenger RNA, 1041 nt
Organism: Rhododendron vialii
Lineage: Eukaryota; Viridiplantae; Streptophyta; Magnoliopsida; Ericales; Ericaceae
Product: G-type lectin S-receptor-like serine/threonine-protein kinase At1g11410
Exons: 3
Coding region: 561-989 (142 amino acids)
Biological process (GO): protein phosphorylation
Molecular function (GO): protein kinase activity; ATP binding
Source: RefSeq, a predicted model, not a curated record
ACCUUCAUUCCCCUUGCUAGCAGCUGUUGUGGUCACCUCACCACAUGCGCAAGUGUGUGAAACGACUGUGGGAGGGGCUGUACGUAGGGAUUAGUCCGAGUGCAAGCUGGUCCGAGACACCCUGUAUUACAAUAAAGAAAACGUAGAAAACAAACAAAAUAAUAAAACAGUAGAAGCAGGUCAACAUGCUAACAAAACACCUACAGCCUAACAUGACGCAGAGUUGAAUAUUUGAAAUUUCGUUUAAUUGACCAAGUAUUAUGCUACUUCUUAUUCAUAACUACACCCCUAGAGAUCAGUGUUCAUCUCCAGGUAUGCAUCUGCCACUGCUAGACACCCUGAGUUAUUAAAAAAACAAAACGAAAAAAAAAAAUUAUAGAACUUGGGAACACAAUUGUCGUCACAAGGAUUCUCUGCUUAAUGCCUUUUAGGUACUGUUGAAAAUAAUUUGGGCAAUAUAUGAUGAUUCUUUUUUUCUUUUUCUUUUUUUACAUUGGUAGGCAUAGGAGUGUUCCGUUUCUCUUGUCUACUGAUAUAUUGUCUCCUCACAUUCCUUUGUAAUGUACAAUUUAAUAGCACAAGAAGAGAAGAUGAGAAAGAUCCUAGAAACAAGAGAUCGACAGCUAUUGCUAGUAAUCUUGCUUCCAACCGCAGCCACAAUUACCCUUGUACUAGUUUCUGUGACGUGGUAUUUGCGUAAAAGAGCACGCAGAAACAAAGGAUGGAUGGAUGACGAAAAAGAAUCCCAAUCUUUAUUCAGACCUACUAUGGCAUCUCCUGGAAAUGCAAAUGAUCCUACUUUGCAAGUAUUUAGUUUCACUGACCUUGUAGAAGCUACCAACAAUUUUUCAUUUGAAAAUAAGCUCGGAGAGGGUGGAUACGGACCUGUUUACAUGGGUAUAUUACGUAAUGGACAAGAAAUAGCAGUAAAGAGACUCUUAAGGACUUCUACGCAAGGAUUUGAAGAGUUCAAGAAUGAGGUCAGCUGACUGCUAAACUGCAGCAUGUAAAUCUUGUAAGAGUUUUGGGAUUUUGCACUGA